AAUGAAAUUGGCAUUCACGCACCUAUCUACCGUUAGCUUUAUUCUUCCAUGUCCCUACUCCAAUAUUUCCUUGUACAUUAUAUUAUAUUUAUAUUAAAUUAUACCACUUUUAGUUCUCCAUAUACCAUUCUCUUCAUUCCAACAUUAAUUCUACUAUUACGAUAUCAUGAUGAUGAUGCGCGCCUUCUUCUCCUAUCUCUUCUUCCUCCUCUUCCACUUUGGCUGCUUCACCUCCUCUUCUCAUCACCACCACCACCACCACCACCCCACCAAGAAACGCACCCUCUUCUCCUACCUCAAACGUCUCUUCUCCUCCUCCUCCGCCUCCCACAUUCCCCCGCCCCCGCCCUCCAUCCCCUCCCCGUCCUCCUCCACGCGCUCCCUGCGCCUUAACCCGCCCCUCAUCGCCCCCCUCCACGACACGGACACGGCACGAGUGGACAUCCACCCAUGCACCGUGUGCGGCGAGAUCUUCCAGACCCCGGCGUUCCUGCACCACCACCAGUCCUCAAAACACGGCGUCUCCGACCUCGUCGACGGCGAGAACAUCGUCCGGAUCAUCUUUAAAACGGGGUGGCCGGCCAAAACCCCCGCCAUCCACCGCAUCCUCAAGAUCCACAACACCCCCAGAGUCCUCGCCCGCUUCGAGGACCACCGCGAGCGCGUCAGGUCCGCCGGAACGAAGAGCUCGAGGUGCGCCGCCGACGGCAACGAGCUGCUGAGAUUCUACUGCACCACUUUCAUAUGCAGCCUGGAUUCCGCCAUCUGCAACCAGCAGUUCUGCGGCGCGUGCGCGAUCAUCAGGUGCGGCUUCUCGCAGAAGCUGGACGGAAUCCCGACGCUCCCCACCGGCUGGAAAGCUCACGCCGCCGUGCCGGACGAUGUCGAGGAGGAGUUCGGCUUCAUGAAUGUCAAGCGGGCUAUGCUGGUCUGCCGGGUCAUCGCGGGUCGGGUCGGGACCCUAUCCCACGAUCAUGAAAUCGAUUCUCUGGUGGGCCCCGCCGACGACGAGUUGUUGGUCUUUAGCCCCCGGGCUAUCCUUCCUUGCUUUGUCAUAGUUUACACGGUAUAGUUAUAUAUAUUCUAAAUAUGUAUUUAAAUCUCCUAUCCCUUUACAAAAAAGUAGUUAUUCGGGUCAUGCAGAAAAAUAGUAAAUAUGCGAAUCAGUUUUGUAUGUGAUUUGGCAGUGGAAUUGUCUGUCACUUGUUAGAGAAGCUUGGAAUUAAAAUGAGUGCUCUGUUGUGAUGUGGUGUCUAAAGUAGAAGUAUUAAUGUUUGCUGAAGCUUUUGCUUUUCUUUUGCCCCCACAAAGUGCGAUUCUUAGAUGAAGAAUCGACUUUUGGUAAAGCCAAUUAUGGUGGUUUAUUUACUAUAUAUGAGAAACCCUUUAAUUCUUCUUUCCUAA
Molecule: messenger RNA, 1404 nt
Organism: Salvia miltiorrhiza (redroot sage)
Lineage: Eukaryota; Viridiplantae; Streptophyta; Magnoliopsida; Lamiales; Lamiaceae
Exons: 1
Coding region: 167-1072 (301 amino acids)
Source: RefSeq, a predicted model, not a curated record